UGUACACACCACAUGUGCCGGUCCGGGUGCACUGGCAUGUGAAGCAAAACUACAAUGACUACUGGCGAGUGAAGAUCGCAAUAACAAAUUUCAACUACCGGUUGAACUACACCCAGUGGACUCUUGUUGCUCAGCACCCAAAUCUCAACAAUGUCACUCAAGUUUUUAGCUUCGAUUACAAGCCUCUCAUUCCCUACCAAUCCGUCAAUGAUACAGGAAUGUUCUAUGGCAUGAAGUUCUACAAUGACCUACUAAUGGAGGCAGGGCCAUUUGGAAAUGUACAGUCAGAGGUCCUCCUCCAGAAAGACAAGGACACUUUCACCUUCAAGCAAGGAUGGGCAUUUCCCCGGAAAGUCUACUUCAAUGGUGAUGAGUGCAUGCUGCCCCCACCUGACGCAUACCCUUUUCUACCAAAUUCUGCCAGAGAAAACAAUUCAAUAGGGCUAGAAGUUUUGAAGCCAAGAGACCUCCAAGACAGAGAAUUGGGAUUUCAGAACAAUCUCACCAGAUUAUCAACGAUUGAUCCACAAUGCAAUGUUGCAGACAUGGAUACUGAAGAACAAACUAUUCCAAGGAUUCUAAAGGUUGUAGACUUGCACUAG
Ilex paraguariensis (yerba mate) is the source of this 602-nucleotide messenger RNA. The record is from the annotation of a GenBank genome assembly. NCBI's taxonomy places the organism in Eukaryota, Viridiplantae, Streptophyta, Magnoliopsida, Aquifoliales, Aquifoliaceae.